AUGGACUUGCUUGAUCUUGGUACCCGAGGACGUAAAACUCAGCUAGAGUUACCUUCAAAUAUAAACAAGGAUGAAAAUGGAAUGGAAGAUCUCAAUGAUUUCUUUAAUGAUUCUGAUGUUGGCGUCACCUCCAACAGAGGGAUCAGUCGGGUUAGAGAACCACCUUCUACUUCAACAUCAAGGAAACUAUACCAGGAAACACUGUUGGGCUCAAGAAAGGAGUUCACUGAUGUUGCGCGAAAGAUAGAUUUCACCAAUAUUUCCCCGGCUAUACAAAUGAUUGGACCUACUAAAACUGGGGAUAAAUCUACAACAGCAACCGGGACUACCGGUGGCAAUGUCAAAAAUAAGAAAUCUCCAUUGAGAAGUCCAUUACACGAACAUCAAGGAGCUGCCUUGUUUACUAGAAGUGACAGCGAUUCUGAUAGAUUUGAACAAGAUCCGGCUCAAUUUGAUCAAGAUAUGGAUCUGUUUGAGCAAGAUCCCACACAAUUCGAUGUGGAAGAGGAAGAAGAGCAGCAGCAGGAAAUAGAAGUACGUAAACGUCCUCGUCAAUCAAAAGGUGCAUCGAGAUUGACCAAAAAUAUGGCUCUUGGUAAAUCCAGUAAACGAAAGAUGCAAGUGGAAAGUGAGAGUGACGAUGCCGAAGAUUCGUACAUCCUCGAUGACACUACACAAUCAGAUAGAUUGCUAUCACCACCACCUACAUUAAAGAAACCAGCGAGACAAGCAUCCAAACCAAGAACCAAACCCGUUCAGAAACCACUAAUAACUAAACCCAGUCCAUUGCCUUCGCCGCCACCAGAUGGGUUACGUCGACUGAAACGUACUAGAAUUGCCCCAUUGGCAUUCUGGAGAAACGAGCGAAUAAUAUACACCCGCGCGGGCAAUGUGGAUGGAGACACAACCUUGGUUCAAGAUAUCAGGAAAAUCCCCUUACAAGAAAUAAAAGAAGUAGUACAUAUGCCAGAAGUAGCGCCUGUGGAACAAAGAAAGAAACCCAAGCCCAAGAGCAAGUCUCCUAAAACUAGGUCUCCCAAGGAAUACUCGGUUGAUGCGGAUGUCCCUGGAGCUGAAUGGUUUGACGAUAAGUAUUUGACUAUGUCCGUCAAUGAUGAAAACGGUAAUCCCAAGGAGGAGAACAUUGCAUACACUAUAGAUGGAGGAGAGGUUCAAGAUACCGAUGAAAAUAUCAAAGUGACCAAGCUUUUUGAUGUCGACCGAGAUUUUUGUUCUACUGGGGUAAUUGAAAUACCACCCGAAGGUUUAAAAUCAACCAAAUUAACCGGAUCAAGCUUAUUUAUAUUCCACGUGAUACUGGGAUUGAAUCAGGUUACUAUAAAUAAAACCACCUUUUUAGCAAAUAGUGGCUGUUCAUUUCAAAUUCCCUAUAACAACCUGUAUUCAAUUACAAACAUUGGAGAAACCGAUAGUAAACUAUUAUUCAUGCAAGUUAGAAAACCAAUGGUUAUAGAAGAGGAACUUGAUGAUUCUUGGCAGGAUUAG
Spathaspora passalidarum NRRL Y-27907 is the source of this 1506-nucleotide messenger RNA. It is a transcript of the gene MIF2, whose product is annotated as Mif2p. The record is from RefSeq and is a predicted model, not a curated record. Gene Ontology annotation, molecular function: centromeric DNA binding. Lineage: Eukaryota; Fungi; Ascomycota; Pichiomycetes; Serinales; Debaryomycetaceae. Gene Ontology annotation, biological process: kinetochore assembly; spindle attachment to meiosis I kinetochore; attachment of mitotic spindle microtubules to kinetochore. Bases 1 to 1506 code for a protein of 501 amino acids. The transcript has a single exon. Gene Ontology annotation, cellular component: kinetochore.